UGCUUCUGUUCUUUUCUUCAACCCUAACCAGAUGGUUAACACAAGGAGGAGCAUUAACACUCAAGAGGAGAACAACAACAACAACCAGAAUCCACCCCCACCCCCUCCAUCAACCUUGGAGCAGCAGAUGGCUAUGCAAACUCAAAUCUUGCAAGCUUUAGCUCAAACAAUGGUGCAUAUGCAACAACAACAACCAAAUCAUGUUCCUCAAUCACAUCAACCAUCAAGGCUUGGAGAAUUCAAACGAACUCAACCCCCAGUCUUCAGUCAUGCAGUAGAACCAAUGGAUGCAGAUGAUUGGCUGAAGGAUAUAGAUAGGAAGCUACACGUUGCACAGUGUAAUGAUAGGGAGAUGGUUCUCUACGCCUCACAUCAACUCACUGGUCAAGCCCUAGAUUGGUGGGAAGCCUACUGCGCAGCACAUGAAAACCCUGCAGCUAUCACAUGGAUGGAGUUUAAAGCUAGUUUCCGCACCCAUCAUCUUUCCUCUGGGGAUGUACGUCUGAAGAAGAAGGAGUUCAUGAGUUUGAAGCAAGGACCCAUGACCGUAAGGGAGUAUCUGACCAAGUUUACGCAGUUAUCCAGAUACGCACCAAAUGAAGUGGACACGGAGGAGAAGAAACAGGAACGUUUCUUGGAAGGCCUGAAUGACGCCAUAGAAUAUGCUUUGCUACCCCAGGAGUUUCCCAAUUUCCAAGCUUUGGUAAACAAAGCCUUAAUGGUUGAGCACAAGCGCCGCCAGCUGGAAGAGAAGAAGAGGAAGAUGUCAUUCCAAGGACAAGGAAGCAACACACGAUCCCGUGGAGCUACACAGAUGUCUCCACAAGGCCCCAUGUUUCGUUCCAACGUUCAAUAUCGGGCUCAGACACAAAACUCCGUUCAGCGCUCCAACUACCAGACGCCCCGAUCAACCCCACCGGCCACGCCCCAAAACAAGAACAGCCCAGCAACUCCAGGCUCGAACAAAGGAUGUUUUUAUUGUGGAGAAGAAGGGCACUAUGUGAAUAAAUGCCCUAAGAAGACGCAAGAUCUAGCCCGAACCAACAACACACCAAGGACAACUCCAACCCCAGGCCAGUCACGCAAUGGAAGUCAGAACCCCAACCAGAACAAUCGUGGACAACAGAACUAUGUGCAUGGAAAGGUCAACCAUGUCACAGCAGAAGAGGCCAUUGAUGCUCAAGAUGUGGUGUACGGUAUGUUCCUCGUUAACUCCCGACCUGCAUCUGUUUUGUUUGAUUCUGGAGCUUCGCAUUCUUUUAUCACCAUUCAGUAUGUCGCAAAGCAUGGAUUGCCUAUGGUUAUGAUGAAGAAUAAUAUGUUUAUUAGCUCGCCUGGGGGGAAAAUGAAGGCAAAAUAUAUAUGUCUUAGGAUGAGGCUUAGCAUAAGGGGGGUAGAAUUCCCCGCGAACCUUAUAGUUCUGGAAACCAAUGGUAUAGACGUAAUUCUUGGAAUGGAUUGGUUGGCCAAGUUUAAUGGAGUUAUAGAAUGUGCCAGAAGAGCGGUUCACCUAACCAAUGGAGAGGGUACCAAGGUGGAGUUCGUAACCAUGGAACCAGCAACAGAGGAUCAGUCUCUCUAUUCACUUGAAGGAACAACACUUGAGCAGAUCAAGGUAGUUUGUGAGUUUCCCGAUGUCUUCCCCGAUGAAUUGCCAGGUAUGCCACCUGAUCGAGAAGUCGAGUUUGUCAUUGAGUUGGUACCUGGUACAGCCCCUAUAGCAAAAAGGCCAUAUAGGAUGGACAAGGGGCCCGAGGGGCUGUGCCGGCCCCAUCCUACUGUGGACGGCUUCGCAGAUUUGUCAGUCACCGAGGUAGAGGCGAAGGCUAUAAUGUUGGUCGGCAAGAUUACACCUGGCGAAGAGUCAACGCCGAGUGCGCCCCGCCACGGCGGGAAGGGUUUGAUGGGCCUCGGCGGCUGCUUGAUGCAAAGGCCAUUGCGGCCCACCGCUUUUGAGCCAAGUAUCGGGGAGCUGUAA
Molecule: messenger RNA, 1978 nt
Organism: Phragmites australis (common reed)
Lineage: Eukaryota; Viridiplantae; Streptophyta; Magnoliopsida; Poales; Poaceae
Exons: 4
Coding region: 32-1978 (648 amino acids)
Biological process (GO): proteolysis
Molecular function (GO): nucleic acid binding; aspartic-type endopeptidase activity; zinc ion binding
Source: RefSeq, a predicted model, not a curated record